AUGAAGAAGCCUAUUGGUGAAGCGAUAAAGGAGCUGAUCGAUGCAGGCAAAAUCAAACGCACGGAUCUGUUCAUCACCACGAAGGUAUGGAUUACACACGAACACCCGGACGACACCGAAGGAGCAAUUCGCGAAUCUCUUCGUAAACUCAAAAUGGACUAUGUGGAUCUUUACCUGUCCCAUAUGCCAACUUGCUUCAAUCAUGACAUGACAGCCCAAAACAAGUCGGUGACAGUUCAAGACAUUUGGCGUGGAUUAGAAGGUGUCUACAAAAAAGGACUGACUAGAGCGAUAGGUGUGUCCAAUUGGAAUGGCGAACAAAUUGAACGUGUGCUCAAAACCGCUACCGUACCUAUUCAUAACAACCCUUCGUAUAGCAUAGAGCUGUUUCGAGUCGCCUGGUUUUGGACUCACCUCUAUGAGCUUCAUGAGAUCUGCAAGAAACACAACGUUUCUAUCACAUCGUACGGCACUUUGGGAUCACCAGGUCGAGCAGCCUUCAUGCCCGACAAAUUCGGUUGGAAGGAAGCUCCAAAGGACCUGGAAGAUCCGAAUGUGAAGCAGCUGGCCAAGAAGUACAAUAAAACUCCUGCUCAGAUUUUGCUGCGCUAUGUGAUGGAUCGAGGCAUUGCCAUCAUCCCGAAAUCUGUGAAGCCUGCUAGAGUGGUUGAAAACUUCCAGGUAUUCGACUUCGCGUUGACCAAAGACGAAAUCAAACUGCUCGAAUCAACAAAAAUCGCCAGAGACUCUUCACGGGACGAUUUUAUGAUUGGCCAUCCAGAAGAUCCAUUCAAAGCCGAGAGGAAGUGA
This is a messenger RNA of Ostertagia ostertagi, 810 nucleotides long. The record is from the annotation of a GenBank genome assembly. Lineage: Eukaryota; Metazoa; Nematoda; Chromadorea; Rhabditida; Trichostrongylidae.